Molecule: messenger RNA, 2750 nt
Organism: Zootermopsis nevadensis
Lineage: Eukaryota; Metazoa; Arthropoda; Insecta; Blattodea; Termopsidae
Source: RefSeq, a predicted model, not a curated record
AAAAUCUGAGCGAUUCACGAGCGCAACCUAAUCAAGGUUGCUCAUCGCGCAGAUAAUGUGCAGAAAGGUGAAACAAUAGGUGGUGAUUCGAAACCAUGAUGACGAAGAUUGUGAUGAGUAGUGGUGAUUUACAACAGGAGAAAGCAAAUGGUGCGUCAUACAAGGAGUGGAUCAAAAAGGAAAUGCAUCGAGACACAGGGCAACUUGUUCACCGACAACGCGUCGUGUGUACCUGGUGGCGAGAUUUAAUCCUCCGCUCAGCACCUGCGCCGAACAGCAGGGUUUUCAGUUGGAUGGAGGAACCAUCCGUCAUCCAUGCACUUUGACUCUCUGAAAGUUGUGUCUGAACACCUUGUGGAGAGAAUCAAACUGGAAGACUCUCUUUUUCGUGAUGUAUUUCAUAGUGGUGCUAGUUUUCCAAUGUGUGCCGCUUCAGCACCCACAUCAUCAUCUUACAGCAAUCCAUGGGCCGUUACCCAGCAGUGCAACUUGAACACCUGUAGUUCGUAUAUUAGUGAUACAACAGUUGGUCAGGGAGCAAAUAAUGAUAGUCAAAAUAAAACAAAGGCUUAUUCUGUAGGAAACAAUCAAAAUCCAGCUGCAUUUAUACAAGCAACAAAUAAUUUUAAUAGGAAUAUGAAUAAUAAUUUUAUGUGCACAACUAUGUUUUUAAUGAAUGACAACCUACAACCAAAUAAUGCCCAUCAGUCACACAGCAAUUCAAAAAAACAUCAUGAUUUGUUCAAUAUUGCUUGUGAGAAAGGUUGCAACUGUGAAACAACAAACUCUCUGUUUCGUUCUGGUGGUGGACAGAUAUUUAAUGCUGAUAAACAUGCUGCGGCUGCUGCUGCUGCUGUCGCUGCAAAACACUUCAUGACUCCUUGUGGACCACUGCAAUUAACUGCACAGGAGUGUAGUGAAUUUUUACUGAAAAAAGUUGCCGUCUCCAACAGCUUAGCUGUAUCUGAUGGUUCUCAUAUAGGUGCUCAGAACAGUUGUAACACAAAUGAUGCACAGCAGAAGAACAGACAUUCAGGAACAAGCUUGGAUAAUGCUCAAGAGACAAAUAAUAGCACAAGUGGGAAGUUGUCCAGUAGUGAGACUAGCUCUGGGCAGAGGUAUCGAGUUGCCAAGGAGCGCCCUUUUUCAUGCCAAGAGUGUGGAAAGUCAUUUCUCCUGAAACACCAUCUCGUGACACAUGCUCGAGUUCACACUGGUGAACGGCCACAUGUGUGUCCAGAGUGUGGAAAGAGUUUUGCACACAAGCACUGUCUUAGUACACAUCUCCUUCUUCAUAGUAGUCAGCGCCCUUAUCAAUGUCUUGAAUGUAAGAAGUCAUUCACUCUGAAACAUCAUCUUGUGACUCACGCUCGAGUUCAUAGCCGGGAUCGGCCAUUCGUCUGUCGAGAGUGCGGGCGAACAUUUCCUCAGAAGCGUCAUUUGGCCACACACGCAAAGUUUCACUCGGGUGAGCGCCCACAUGUGUGUGAGGAGUGUGGUGAAUCAUUCUCACGUGAGGACCAUCUGGUGAUCCAUUCACGCUUCCAUGGCGGACAGCACCCAUAUGUGUGUCCAGAUUGUGGAAGUACUUUUGCCCGCAAAUUUGAGCUGGUGAACCACGGACGCCUGCACGGUCGCAUUCCCCAUUCCUGCGAUGUGUGUGGCAAGGAGUUCCUACAGAAGCGCACACUGCUCGCUCACGCUCGACUCCACGUGGAAGGAGAACGGCCAUUUGUCUGCCAGCACUGUGGUGAAACUUUCCCACGCAGAACUGAACUUGUUGAGCACUCCCACAUUCAUGCAGAUGAGAAGGCCUUCGUAUGCAGGGAAUGUGGUGAUUGUUUCCCAAAUCGAGAGGCUCUAGCUCUGCACUACCGUCUUCACGCCGGUGAUCGUAACUUUGUCGCCGAUUUGUGCGGUCUCGCGGCAGCAUUUCAGCAGCCCGCGGCACACUUCCUGUGUCCAACUCCUCUUCACCCUACCGCCAUGAAUAAAUUGAACCAGAGCUCUGCUGGAACCUCUGCGUCAAGUAGCGGUAUAGUGCCGUCAACUCCGCAGCUGAAACCGAAGCCUCACGUGUGUCGUGACUGUGGCAAAUGUUUUGCGCAGAAGCAUGGACUUGCGCAACAUAACAGGCGGCACAAUGGUGGCAGCUGCGAUAUUAGACAGCAUGCCUGUGACAAAUGUGGUAAAGCGUUCUUUCAAAAGAACCAUCUGGCUUUGCAUCAGAGACAGCAUAUGGAGCAUCCAUCCUCAGGCUCCCCUACAGACACAAAGACGUUUGAAGUCAACAUUCCAGUAUCAGGAGAAUAAUUUAAUGGGAACAUUAAAUUUGUGAUUAUCAGAAAACUUUUUUUUAUCUGCAGAUGGCUGUCUUCUGGGUUGUAGCAUGCAUGGAGGCAGCGAGGACCUCUGAAACAUCGGUAAACUUCUACCAAACUACACAGCGCAACAUCCAAGAAGACGGCCAUCUUCAGACUCACUGCCGUGAAAAACUGAAAUCCUGUUGUUGUUGUUUUUUUGUUUUUGUUCUUUAUGUGUACAUGAUUUUGUGACUGCACUCUGCUUCGGAAUUUUAUAUUAAAAUUCCAACUAGUUCUUUGAAUGGUUACAAGAAGUCAUGUUUAGUUCUGUACAAACCUGUAUUGUACAAAUGGUUUCAUGCCAAUUAAUUUACAAGCUAGUUUUAAUUUUAUCUGAAAACUCAGUGAUGUUCUGUGUUUUGGUAUAAGUUCUAAAUCGUCUUCCAC